Molecule: messenger RNA, 1974 nt
Organism: Perognathus longimembris pacificus (Pacific pocket mouse)
Lineage: Eukaryota; Metazoa; Chordata; Mammalia; Rodentia; Heteromyidae
Gene: Fundc1
Product: FUN14 domain containing 1
Exons: 5
Coding region: 119-586 (155 amino acids)
Biological process (GO): autophagy of mitochondrion
Cellular component (GO): mitochondrial outer membrane
Source: RefSeq, a predicted model, not a curated record
AGGAGAAGGAGGAGGAGCAAGAAAAGGCUACCAUAGAUUUCUCGGCCUAGAGCGGCCCUUAAGUGCCGAGUUGAGGAGGGCGGGCGGGGACCACCCCGAACUGGCCGCCGGCGGUAUCAUGGCGUCCCGGAACCCCCCUCCCCAAGAAUAUGAAAGUGAUGACGACUCAUACGAAGUGUUGGAUUUAACUGAGUAUGCAAGAAGACACCACUGGUGGAAUCGAGUGUUUGGCCACAGUUCGGGACCUGUGGUAGAAAAAUACUCAGUAGCUACCCAGAUUGUAACGGGUGGCGUGACUGGCUGGUGUGCAGGAUUUUUGUUCCAGAAGGUUGGGAAACUUGCAGCAACUGCAGUAGGUGGUGGUUUUCUUCUCCUUCAGAUUGCCAGUCACAGUGGCUAUGUGCAGAUCGACUGGAAGAGAGUUGAAAAAGAUGUAAAUAAAGCAAAAAGACAGAUUAAGAAACGAGCAAAUAAAGCCGCGCCUGAAAUCAACAAUAUAAUUGAAGAAGCAACAGAAUUUAUCAAGCAGAACAUUGUGAUAUCCAGUGGAUUUGUGGGAGGCUUUUUGCUAGGCCUUGCAUCUUAAGGACAUGAGUGUUCUACCUUAGUGGAUCCAAUUGUGAGAAGAAAAAUGGUGGCCACAGUGUGAUCUCUCAACAGAACUUGCCCACCAGAGUCUCCAGAGUGAGGAGAAAUAACUAGAUGGACAAUACCAAAUUCACUAUUUAGCAUUUUGCCAUCUGAAGCUUGGCAAACUAGUAUCUGCUGUAAAACAACCUGUGUGGUAUGUGAACCAUAGUAUUCUUGAGCAAAACAUGGCUUUUAAUCAGGUAUUUUGUUUCAUUUGUUUAGAACUGGCUAUAAAAUAUUACUAUUGGAUAUAGAUGAUACAUAUAGUGAGAGGAAAUCUAUUGCUUUUAUUGCCCAAUGAAUAUGAUUCUGUUUAAGUUGUUCUUGUGCUUUACUGUAUACUAUCAGUAAUUAAAAUUUGUUCUUAUGAAUUUCUUUUUAUAAAAAACAAACAGAAGAAUUUUUUGUGGAAGACUUUAGGAAUUGAAUUAUUAAGCUGUCAUCUAGACUCUAAUGUACUAUAAUACCCAUCUUUAGGUUGAUUUUUUCCCCAUAUUUCUUAGUUUGCUCAUAUAAUAAUUGUAUAUGUCAUAGAAGACUUUCUGAGGAUGUAGUACAUAUCUAAAGCUCUUUUUCCCUUUUUUGAUGUCUGUAGUUUUUAAAAUGUCUUCUUGUAUGUUACCUUCUAUUUUUUGUAUAUUUGUCCUAGGAGCCUUGGCAGAGUGAAUUAUUUUGUGAGUACAUAUACUUGAGUCAUUGAUUUAUUUUAUUAACUUCAGGUGCACCACAUUUUUCAUUUCCAAAACUCCUUUGGCCCCUUCUUCAUUGUGAAGAAACAGUUGCUUUAAAAUACUUAGUAGUGUAUUAUAAAUUUGUUAUCUGAAUAAUCAUUAUUUUCUCUGUAGUCAUGAAAUUUUAGGUUAAGGAGAAUUGUCUCUUGAUUAAGUCUGGAACCUAAGGACUAAGGCUGAAUUUCAGGCUUUGGUAGCAUUAUGUUGGCUGAACACUAGACCAGUACACUGGUUUUUCAGGACCAACAUCACACUCCCUCAGAGCCUUCUUUGCCUCCCCUCCCCCCAGAGCUUUCUAUAUUGUUAGUUUUGCCUGUAUACUUCUAGGUGGGAAAUGGGACAAACAGCAAAAACAUGUAGAUUGACGUUUUCGGAUUUGAAAGACUGCAGAUAUUCAGACCAUCCAUCUCUUUUGGAUAGGAUGUUCCCAUAAUGUGUUCUCUAUAUUGUAAACAUAGUAUGUUUCAUACUUUCAAUACUGGUACAGGCUGUGUACUUGCAUUGUCAUGAGACUCCUUAAAAUUGAAUGUAGAAUCCAUCAUUAAUUUCUUGCUUUAUUCUCAUUAGUGCCUCAAUAUGAUGCAAAAUAAAACUCAGACUUUCUUAAUAUGAA